UAUUUUUACAAAGGGCAGACAACUCUUCCAAAAAGUCUUAAGUGCAAAAAGGUCAGCUUCUAAUCAUUUACCAGUCAUGUGAAUUUCAUCUGCUUCACUUUCAUCAUUAUUUAACAAUAAACAUUUAUCUUGAUCUAAAUCCUUCAAAACUGUUCAUUAUCCUUUCAUUAUACAUGGAAUACCUUAAAUAUUAGCGCUCUUUGGACACAUCACGUGAUAAUCUCCAAGGUGCGCUGAUUUGCAUAAAGGUGUUUAGAUAUGGCGGACGAGAUUUUAACAUUUAGUUUUGCCCAGUGUCCUUCCAUAAUUUAAAGAAUAUGUUAAGAAUGGAUGACAACGACAAAUUCAAGUUGCAACUGGAUGACCAGAAAAAGAAUAUUUUUGUCACCCAGCUGAAUGAUAGAGACGAUGAGGACCAUGAUGUCACUGCCUUCCCGGUUGUUAAAGAGACAGGGGGGCAGCUCCUGGAAACAGGCAUCAAUACUUUCCAGAAAACCCUACUUCUUAAAAAAGAGGUGGAAGUGGCAAAAGUGGAUGCUGAACUGGAGAAAUGCCGUCGCCGUUUCCAACAGAAGAUGGAGGAGCUACAGCAGAGGAAACUUAAUGUUCAGAAAAAGAGACAAAUGAUGAACAAUAAAGUGGCAAAAUUUGACAAGUUCAUCAAAGACAAUGAUGCCAAGAGACGAAGGGCUAUUCAGAAGUACCAAACUGAAGUGCUGCUCAAGGAACAGAAACAGACAGAAUAUGAACAACUGUGUGAACAGCUGGCGGAGCUCAAAAGGAGGAAAAGUUAUUUGGAGAAGAAAGUUAGUCAGUACAAAAGAUUUGAGGCAUAUCUUUUGAAAGUCAUAGAUGUUAUGCCUGAAGACUACAUUCCAGAUGACGAUAAGAUGAAAGGGUUAAUGAUGAGGCAUAAGACAUUGAGCGAGUCCAACAGAGAUCUGGUAGACAAUCUCAUUCAUAUGGGAGAUGAGAUAGAAAAUCUCAGAAAGAAGUUGGAUGAUAUGAAGAUGGAUCAUGACAAAAGAAAAGUGUCCAUAAACAGUCACCUUGCCAAACUCCAGAAUUUACAGGAAAAAAGACAGGACUUUAACAAGCAGGAGGAGCAACAGUUUGCCACAAAUAAAGGAGAUAUGAGAAAACGAAGGACAGAGCUUGGUGUUAUAUUAAUGGCUAUUGACAACAUUGCUGAGAAGUGCUUGAAACGCUUAGAUCCAACACUAGAUGAAAUGACUUUGGAGGAAAAACUGAAUAAAAUUGGGUCGUACCUUCAAGAACGUGAAGAUGUAGCGAAGAUGGCAGCUCCCUCUGGUGAGAUGAGUGGAAAGGGUAGUGCAGAUGUUCACAAGACAAAGGUCAAAAAGAAGGUCAUGGUCACUGGAUAGGAAAUUAUUACUUUUACUGAACACAGAUAUAAACAAUUUUGGUGGACUUGAUUUUAGGGCAGUGAUUGUUGAAAUGUUCAGUUACACAGAAAUUUAUUGAUUUCAUUUACACAACACAGUAGCCAGGGAAAUAGAUGGCAUUUUAAUCUUAUCUGUUAUACACCUCAUUCAAUUUUGAUACGAGACUUUUUUCUCCAUUGAUAUAUGAAAGGCAAUUGAUAUUUUGAAAAGAAAAUAUACAUGAAUAUGUGAUAUGCGAGUAAACAUGAUGAGAGAGGAGUGCUUGUAUUUCUUUUCAGUAUUUCAAAAUAACAUUUAUAAAUGGUUCACCUGUCUCAUGUUCAUUCUUCACAACACAUAUAUUUUAUUUUCCAUAUAACAAUACUGGUGAUAAUGUGAUACGCAAAAUCAUGCUCAUCACUCUUCUUAAGAUUUCUGCCUUGUACAUGCAUGUAUUAAAACUCAAUUUUUUAUGAUUCAUGUUUACAAAAAAAAAACCUGCUCCACAAACAUUUUUACAUCUGUACCUUGCCAUUAGGUUAGUCUUGAAUGUUUACUUUGUGUGAUGCCAAACAGUAUAUGAGUAGUGAACCCGAGUGUGUGUAUUUUAUUGUAUGAUCUAAAGGUGACAUUAUUAAUCUUUUGAAAAUGUUGUACACCAGUUUACUUAUAAAUUAUUAAGACCCCCCCCUUUUUUUUUUUUUUUUUUUUUACAUUUUUCUUUGUAGUAGACAUUUCAUGUUGAUGAAUUAGGGUUACUCUUUUGUUUUUGCAGUUUUUUUAUAUACAUAAUUUUUAUAUCCCCCCCCCCCCCCCUGCACAUCAGUUAUAGUUAGUACAUGAAUGAAGAACUCUUUACAAUUUGUGCAUUUAUCAAUUUCCAACAUUUACAGAAUGUUAGAAUGGAUGAUUCGUGAAUAAAUAAUAAAUUUGAACAGCCA
Ostrea edulis (European flat oyster) is the source of this 2326-nucleotide messenger RNA. Its product is annotated as coiled-coil domain-containing protein 42 homolog. The coding region runs from base 318 to 1385 and encodes 355 amino acids. The record is from RefSeq and is a predicted model, not a curated record. The transcript has 8 exons. NCBI's taxonomy places the organism in Eukaryota, Metazoa, Mollusca, Bivalvia, Ostreida, Ostreidae.